GGCGUCACAAUCCCGGCCACAACCACAACUCCAGCUCGGGGCUGCGAUGGCGCUCCGUCAGGCGCUAGGCCGCGGGGCCCGCUUGGGCCGGGCCUUGCUGUGGCGCUGGGUCGGAGGGGCGCCGCGGCCUCCUCUUCCGGUUCAUCCCCCCGCAGCCCUCCCGCUCCGCCCGGGGGGCUUCCUACGCGAGGCCGCGGCUUGGCUAGGCCUCACCCGGAGCCCACGCUUCUUCCCCCAAAGGGUCCCGCUUGGGCCUCGCCGCCUCGGCUUGGCCUUCAGCCUCGGCCUCGCGUUGUUUGAGCCCGCGCUGGCCGAGCAGAGGAGGGCGGACGAGGCUUGCCAGGACAUCCAGACCCUCUUCGCCCGGAGGAGCAAGCCCCAUCGAGAGACCCCGGGGUUGCCCCGCCAGCGUGGCUUCCGAUUGGAGGAAUACACCAUUGGGAGGCCCCUUGGGAAGGGGUGCAGUGCCGCCGUCUACGAAGCCGCCGUACCCUUUGGGAUCGGGGCCGCCCCCCAGGACGAUGAGGCCGGGCCCACCACCUUCCCCUGGGCCAUCAAGAUGAUGUGGAACAUCUCGGCCGGGUCAUCAAGCGAAGGCAUCCUCCGCUCCAUGUCUCAGGAGCUGGUCCCAGCCAGCAGUGCCGCCAUCGCUGGAGAAUUUGGGACUAUUGCAUGUCACAGGUAUGGUUACAGUCCCUGGCGGCGGUUGAGUCCGCACCCCAACGUGGUGCGAGUGCUCCGCGCCUUCACCUCGGCGGUGCCGUUGCUGCCGGGGGCCACGGCGGAGUAUCCGGACGUCCUUCCCCCGGCCCUGAGCCCCUCCGGCCUGGGACACAGCCGCACCCUCUUCCUCGUCAUGAAGAACUACCCCUUCACGCUGCGCCAGUUCCUACGCCAAGACCCUCACCCGCCGCCCCCGCGCACGGCCACCCUGAUGCUCCUGCAGCUCCUGGAGGGCGUGGACCACCUCCUCUCCCAUGGUGUGGCCCACCGGGACCUCAAGGCCGACAACAUCCUCGUGGAGGUCGACCCCGCCGGUCUCCCGUGGCUGGUCAUCUCCGAUUUCGGCUGCUGUUUGGCCGACGAAAGGAUCGGCCUGAAGCUGCCCUUCACCAGUUGGUACGUGGACCGCGGGGGGAACAGCUGCCUCAUGGCCCCAGAGGUGGCCACGGCUGUCCCAGGCCCAGGCGUGGUGAUUGAUUACAGCAAGGCGGACUCCUGGGCGGUGGGGGCCCUGGCCUAUGAGAUCUAUGGGGCCGGGAACCCGUUCUACGGCCCUCUGGAAGGAAGGAGCUACCAGGACUCGGACCUGCCCCCCUUCCCGGAGGAAGCGCCCCACCAAGUCAGGAAGGCGGUGGCCGGGCUCCUAAGGAGGGAUCCCCACAAGCGGCUGGGGGCCCGGAUGGCAGCCAACAUCCUGCACUUGAGCCUCUGGGGCCGGGAGCUCCUGGCGGGGGGGCUGGGCUGUGGCCUGGAGGCCAUGGUGUGCUGGCUGCUCCGCCACUCGGCCGCCGCGCUGCUGCAGGACCGCCUGGCGGGGAGGGCGGGCGUCGAGUCCCGCCUGCAGGCCUGCUUCCUCUCCCGGCUGGACUGCGCGGAGCUCUGCGAGGCGGCCGCCCUGCUCCACGCCUGGAGGGAACCCCAGUAAAAAGACACCCGGCUUCGUUGAAGCAGUCUCGGCCCAAAUAUGUGGGGGUCUCGGAGGUGCAAAGAGGGCGGAGGGAGGUCCACGCGCAAGGAGGCAAAGAGGAGCACGUGUAACGUGUUCCUAGAAGGCAUGCUUCUCAAGCACUUACAAAACUAAAACUCUGGUGGUGAAAACUAGGGGGCGCUAGUGCUUGGCUUCUCCAGUGUUGCUCAAGUUCUGGUGGUGAAAAUUCCAGAACUCUAACAAAACUUUCAAAAUUUCAUUAUAAAUUGCAGUUACUAAUUGGUUCUGUCAUAGAAAUCAUCAAUAAUGAAAUAAUAAGGAAAUUUUGAGAGUUUUGUUAGAGUUCUGGAAUUUUCACCACCAGGACUUUAUAAUGAAAUUUUGAGAGUUUUGUUAAGAGUUCUGGAAUUUUCACCACCAGGACUUUGUAGUGAAAUUUUGAGA
Messenger RNA from Anolis sagrei ordinatus, 2095 nucleotides. Lineage: Eukaryota; Metazoa; Chordata; Lepidosauria; Squamata; Anolidae. The record is from RefSeq and is a predicted model, not a curated record.